Molecule: messenger RNA, 1317 nt
Organism: Phytophthora sojae
Lineage: Eukaryota; Oomycota; Peronosporomycetes; Peronosporales; Peronosporaceae
Exons: 2
Coding region: 1-1317 (438 amino acids)
Biological process (GO): transmembrane transport
Cellular component (GO): membrane
Molecular function (GO): transmembrane transporter activity
Source: RefSeq, a predicted model, not a curated record
AUGGUCGAGCGGUCUCCAAGUCUGUACGAGUACCGACACACUAUCGCCGCCGUCAUCUCUUCGGCGGGGCCUCUGGUUGGUCUUCUCGGCUUCUUGCUCUACGCGCUCUUUGUGGCCUUCCCGUUCGCGUUCAUCGUCGCUGAACUCUGCUCCGCGUUUCCGAAAGAUGGCGGCUUUACGGUCUGGGUCUUGAACGCGUACGGCCCGUUCUGGGCCUUCCAAGUUGGGUACUGGUCGUGGGUCGCCGGUGUGCUGCGAGGAGCGUUGAUGCCCGGGACGCUGCUAAACCUGCUCACAAGAUACUACAACGUCGAGGUCAAGUCAUCCGUGGCCGCGUACUUCAUCAAGGCAGGAAUUGGCAUCGCUCUGGCCAUCCCCACCUUCUUGGGCACGCGCACGGUCGGUCGACUGAGCUUCGUGGUGGUGGUCGUCGUCAUCCUCUUCUUCUCCGUGUUUACGAUCUGGUCACUGGCCAACGCGUCGGACUUCGACGACAUCUUCCAGGUGCGGCGUGAGAGCGUCCUGUACGAUCCUGCGGCGCACGACGAGAUCUCGAAGGGCGACAUAGCCAUCGAGUGGGCGACGCUGCUCAACACGCUUUACUUCAAGUUCAAGGGCAUCAACAACGCGUCGGUCUUCGGCGGCGAAGUCCAGAACCCCGCGCACUCGUACGCGCGCGCCAUCGGCUACACGUGUGUGAUGAUCCUCGUGACGUACAUGGUCCCAAUGAUCGCUGGCAUCGCGACGGAUGCUAUGCCCUGGUUCCUGCUGGACCGCGACGCCUUCCCGUUCUUCGCGUACUUUGUCGGCGGCAGUCCGCUGCGUACGCUGGUCCAGAUCGCAACGUGCUGCGGCUCGGCCGGCAUGUGCAUGGCGGCGCUACACGUCAAGACGUUCCUGGUCAGCGGCAUGGCCGGGAACCGCCUCGUGCCCAAGGUGCUGUCCAAGCGGCAUCCCAAGUAUCAGAGCCCGUACAAUGCCGCUCUGCUCACGCUCGUGCUCAUGCUGGCGCUCAUCAACCUGGACUUCGACAGCAUGCUCGUCAUGACGAACGCGUACUCGGCCGGCGUCCAGCUCAUGAUCAUCGCCACGAUCAUCAAACUUCGCAAGGAGUUGCCAUACAUCGCGCGUCCGACCAAGGUGCCAGGGGGAGUGCCAGCGCUGUACGCCAUCGCGGUGGUGCCGACCUUCAUGUUCGGCUAUAUCACCUUCUACGCGUGCACCAGCCUGCUGUCGGCCAUGCUGAUGCUCGCGUUCUUCGUCCCGGGGGUGCUCUACGCCGGCUAUCGGUUCUACUACCGCCGCUCGCUGGUAUGA